AGGGGCGCAGUUUGGUCGAGAUAGACAGCCCUUUUUCCCUUUUGGCCGCUCGCUCUUCUUUUUUUGAGGGGCUUCGUUUUGGCGCUGUCACGCUGGCCUGACUGAUCGCUGCCGCUAUCGCUUUAGAGCGGCCUGCUUGAUCGAUAACGCUUUGCAUGACAUUGCCUCUCUUUCUUCAUUCUACAAUAAAACCACCCCAAAAAGCGUCAGGAAUUUUUUUCAAUAACUUUCCUGGCAAGUGCUGUCAAUCGGAGCUCUGGUAAUAGCGGGAGAGGAUGGGCAAUCAACUUGCGGUCACCUCGACGGUGGAUCUCGCGAACGUCUCCUCUGAGCUGGAGCUUAUUGCUCCUCUUGGCGCGGAGGGCCGAAACUACUUCGCCACCUUCCACUGCCUGUGCUACACUCCUCUCUCUCCAACUCCGCUGACAGGCGGCGCCACUGCCCCAAACUCCUCUGUCCUUUUGCCACAUCCACCGCCGUUGUCCAGCGGCAAUGCACCCGGCUACACCACGGACUUUCUUUCGGCCGAUGGAUCGAGUAGGCGGCCCGAGUAUCGUCCCAACAGCCUCUACUACCCAUCUGCUGGAUCUGUUGGCUCCCCGCUUUCGGUGACUCCUCCAACAAGAGACACUGCACGCGGUGGCGGCGGAGAGGGUCUUCCUUACGCACCCGCUGCCACCUUCAUGGCAGGGUCUUGGGCUGCCACUGCUGCAGCGCCCACGACCCGCAUCGCAUCGGUUGAACGCGCGGCAUGGCAUCAGGCACGUUGGCGGCAACGUCUGCCCGUCGCAGCUCGCCCGUGGCGUGUUGCGCCGUCUCAUUUCGUCAGCGAGGCAGCCCAAGAUCGCUGCCCUCCCGGAGAGGUGAUGGACCGCUGGUGUCGGGACAGCACAGUGACGUCGCACGCUUUCUCCCGCAGCAGCGCGCGCCGCUUCGAUGCCCACUCUGACGAUGCCAUCGCAGCUUCCCCAACUGCGCCGCAGCCGUCGCCGUCUCCCUUUUCCCCCUCCCCGUCUUCUAUCACGAGAGGCAAUACUGCGUCUUCCACGGACAUCGAUGCCACGGUCGCGGGCGUGGUGGGGGAGUGGCGUGGCAAUUACGGCAACUACGUGCAGCUGCUCCUGCGUGGCGGCAGCAGUGCCACACACAACACGGUCACCUCGCCGGCCUUGUGUGACGGUCAACUUCUCCAAGUGACGGAACCGGUGCGAAGCGGUGCGGCGGGCACCGGUGUGGGCCACGGAGCUCGACGCGCUUUCACAGCCGCCAUGACGACGACGAUGCCGUCUGCUCUCAGCGCUGUCAUGAGCAACAAUCCGAGCAGCAGCACGACCCUGCAGGCGCAGCCGCAAUCCUACAUAAUGCAGGACGUGGUGACAAAGGUCUUUGUGCGGACGCCGGACGACCCUGGGCAGACGUACUUCUUGAACCGUGUGCGGCAGAUGAUGGCCAACGCACGGGAGCAGCUCUCCGUCGUCGACUCCACCCUUCCCCCCACCACGCCGCGAAACUGUCUGUGGUACACGCUCGUCGACGAAGGUGAUGGGUUUUGCGUGCUGCAGCGGCCGUACGUCGCCUUCACGGUGCGCGAGCGCCUCGCAGCGCGGCCUGCGUGGACGGCGCAGGAGAAACUCUUUGUCGCAUUUCAGAUCUUGCGGGCCGUUGCACACCUGCACGAGACGUACGGCCUCACGCACGGGGAUAUCAAGCCGAACAACGUGCUGGUGCAGAGCACGGGUGUGGUGGUGCUGUGUGACAUGGCGCCGUUCAAACCGUGGCGACUUCCCCUAGACAGCCCCUUGCUAUUCGAUUACUACUACGACACCGACGAGAGCCAUGCCUGCUACGUCGCGCCGGAGAAGUUCAGCGACCAACCUCUGCCAACCCCACCGCUGGAAAGCAAGACGCCAGGCAACGCGACGUACAACGUGCGAAAUGUGAACUUCGACGGACAUACCGCAGCCAUGGACGUCUUCUCCACCGCCUGUGUGCUGUUGUUCUUGUACAGAGAGGAGGACCCGUUCACUCUGUCGGAGGUACUCAAUCUGCAUCAUCUUUCUUCCGUGGAGCAGCGGGAGAAGACCAUUCUGCCGCUGCUGCGAGAGUCUGGUGUGCCACCCGCGUUGCAGCCGCUUCUGCGAUCGAUGCUGUGCUCCUCCAGUGCGGAUCGACCCUCUGCUCGCGAGCUGUUAGCGAGAGGGCUGGAGGAGCACGUCUUUCCAGCCUCCUUUGCCUACUUGUACGAGGAGGCGUGGCCGCGUCUGCUCAUGCAGUCGCCGGAUCUUCGCCUGCGGCUCUUUCAGAAUCAACUGGAAGGCAUUCUGCAGCACUGUGCCAAAUUGGACGCCGAGCUACCGGAAGGCGAAGGGCGACGCCCCAAAACUACUAGAUCUGCGUCCUCAGCGAUGCGGAGCGGCGUUGAAGAUGAUGCCGCUCGCAACCCGCGCGCAACGGCUGUUCGCGUGCUGCUUCCGCUGCUCCUUCAGUCCAUCCACUCCACCAGAACCAGCGACGAGGCAACGUUCCGUGGACUGCUGUGUCUGCGGCAGUGCGUGGCGUAUUGCUCGUUUAACACGGUGACUGAUUUUGUCCUGCCCCAUCUUGUCUACGUGGUGAACAACGAUGCGCAUGUGUAUGGAUCGGCUACUCGGUUGGUAGCCAUUCGACUCUUGUGUAGUAUCGCAGAAACCGUUGCUCGACGACUCACAGCCGCGCAGUCCUCUCUGCAUGAGGCGGGAGGUGCAGCAGAAGCCUUCAAUUGUCCGACGGAAGCUCUGGACGCUAGCCACCCGCCUGAUGAGGAGCAGUGGGCCCUUAUGGAACACCUGGUGCUCCCAUGCCUUUACGAUGUCCUUCGCCAAUGCGAACAGGAGUCAGUGGCGGUGCUGGUGGAAAUCGCCGUCCAGCUUCCACGCUUGCUUCUGUUGACCCGUUUCUUGACGGAGCGGCGACAAGUUUUAUACGACGCGGAGGACAACUCGACAGCCGCGCAAAACGCAAGUGCCAGCACGACUCCAGUCGCGAACUGCGCCCACGACCCCGCAAAUCAUGCACAACAAAAGGAUUCGAAGUCAGCGGACACCGACGAGGCGCGACGUGACGUGUUGCAGCCAGCAGUAGGCAAUGCGAAGUCAAGCGAAAUACCUCCAGCAGACGAGUUGGAAGCUGCUGCUGCACCGGCUCCUACACCUCAGCAGCGCAGCGGCGCUACUCUUGUGGAAGUCGACGGUGGUGAGGCAAACGUCGAAGUACACGGCGAAGCGACCCACCUCACGGAAGACAAGGAUUUGGUGGUGGACAGCAACGCGCAGGCGUCCAGCGGGACGGGACCGAGUGACGGAGCAGCGGCGCGGCGCGGUGAACGAAGGCAAAGUGUGUCAGGGAGCAGUGCGGAAGGAGCGGGGCAAUACCUUUCUCAACUACGCUGCCUCCUCACGAACGGCUGGAACAUGCUGCACGUGCUGUACAACCACUCCUGCGUGGCAGUGGCGGCGGCCGUGACGCAGCAAACGUCGUCCACGGUGGCUGCCUUCCUCGGUGAUGAGCGCGUUUCAGAAGAUCUGGUUCCGCUGCUUACCACAGCCCUCACCGCACCCUUGCGCGUGUUGCGCUUACUCUUUCCGCAGGCCAUCUUGCUGCACGCGCUGCUGCAAAAACCGCAAGCAAAGACGCUGCGUUUGUUUGUCGAAGAGGGACUUCGUCACGAUGACGAUGUGUGCGUCAAGUCCACUCUGGACAGUUUGGCUGUGGUAGUACGCAGCAAGAAACUGCCGCUGGGGGAGUCGAUGGCGCUCGUGCACCAAACCCUUCCGUUUCUAAUGGAUGGCCGCCUGUGGUUGCGCGAGGCGGCGUGCGGCGUUGUGGAGGCGGCAGCGCAGAGUUAUCCGCCAAGCGCCGUCGCCCUGCAUCUGGCGUUCGCGGUGCGACCGCUGCUGACACAUCCGGUACCGCUGUCGCAGCUGCGCCGCUUUGCCGCGUCCAUCAUUCGUUCUGAACUCGCGGUACCGGGCAGUGGGAAGGGUCACCACUCCGCGUCCGUGCGCCGAUAUGGAAACUUUUUCAACGGCGUUCGUGAAGGCGGAGACGAAGCAGGAGAUUUCACGGCGGAUACAGAAUGGUCGUUCAUGACUGAUAAGCACGUCGAUGCCUGCACCUCCAACUCAUUUAUAGGAGGUGCUUCAGACGGUAGCAGAGGUGAUGCCAACGCUCCGGGUUCGUUUGUGGACUACCGCGACGCCUUGCCUUCCGUGCUGUCGGCCACAACGAGUACCGCACCUUCUUCCGCUCCUGCACUUCUCCACACACUACCACAACCGCCAGUCACCGCAGUCACUGCAAUAACACCGGCGAGUGACCCUGCACUAUCCGGUGAAUGUGUGAGCUCAGAAGACAGUUCAACACUCACCUACACGCUCUCUGCUCGGGAGGCAGCGCGCCUAUCAAAGGAGGGGGGUAGAACUGCCGCGUCAACCUCCACGAUGCACGGGCAGUCAUCUUCUCUAGCCAUCUCUACCUCCGCCAGUACGCGUCAGAUAACCGCCUCCACGACCCUUGUUCUGCCGCAGAGCCGCGCCAACUCCGCCGCAGCGCCGCACGUAGUCGAUCUCAGUCCGUUUCCGAGGACCUUAGCAGCAUCGCAUUCCUCCCUCUGCCGCUCGGACGUACCGGUACUCACAAGUAAAGGUAGUAGGGAUGCGGCCUACUCCUCAGCGCCUUCUGCCUUCGCGUUAACGACAGCAACGGCGGCCUCCCCACGCUUCUCCUCGGCGUCCAGCGCUACGCUGCUCGUGCCUGCUUCGACAUCUACCGCUGCGGCCAACACGAAGACGAUGCGGUACUCGGCUCUCCGUCCCAUCGCGGCACCCAUCAGCGCCGUCAGCCUCCACACGGGCGCUAUCUACACCGCCGCUGCCGCUCCCUCUGCGAACGGUGUCUUGGUCACAGCUGGCUCGCGUGGGGAGGCGAUGGUUUGGUGCGUUGGUGCUGCCCUCACAAACGGCACGCACACACGUGAUUUGACCCUCGUGGAGAGGGUGCCAGUACCGACCUCGGCUGCCGCUGCCGCCGGCGCCCCAGUGUCGCAUGACUUUUCGUACGUGGCGAGUCAGUGGAUGGAUGUGGCACCGCUGCGUUGCGACAGUGGCGGCGCUUCUACUGCUGCUGCUGCUGCUGCUGCUGCUGCUGUACCCGCCACAACGAACACCGUCGCUCUUGCCAGUACGGAUGGCCAAGUGCGCAUCUUGGAUGUGGAGCGCAAUUCAUGGUUGUGGUCGACCGCGGUGGGAGAUGGCCGGGAAGGUGCACCGACCGGGCUUGCUCUGCAGGACCAGUGCUCGCUGCUGGUGACGACGGCGGCUGGUGGAUUGCACGUCGUGGACACGCGAUGCCGCGGCAGUAGCGCCGGUUGCACAUCGACGACGGUCUCUGCGAACUUCCCGUCAACGAAUGCUGAUGUUAUUGGUGGGUGUCACACGGCUUCGGCCUCUGCGUGGAGUGCGCGUCUUCAACCGCUGGAUGGUGCACCGAGUUGCGUCCUUCCGCUGUACAUGGGCGACAGAGCAGGCGCUAUCGUGGCGGGCACCUACGGCGGUGUCGUCUGCCUCUUCGAUCUCCGCUACCAGCUGUGUGCCCAGCGCACCGUGAUGCGGUCAUCGGAUGCCUCACCGCUCUCGUCGUCCGCGCUGUCGAUCACGUGCGCCUGCGUGGAUCCACUGUCGUCGCUGUGCCGGGACUGUCGGCCCUCUUCGUGGGAGCCGGCGGUGCCGGGUCCGAGCGUGCUCCUGGCCACCACCGGCGGGACGGUGUACCGCCUUCUCUUGCAGUCCAAUUGUCUUGGUGCGUACUGGCCGGCAUUUCAGUGUGACCGCGACAGCGCAGGUGGCAUCCGCUGCACGCUCUGCCAGCCUUCCACAGGCACCGUGUUCACCGGCACCGAGGAUGGCUACGUACGGCACUGGUCCACCGACCACCCAACGACGUCGCACACGAUGACGUGCGUUCCCUACACGUCGCCGCGGUACACGGUGUCACUCAACUCGCCGGCUGCUGCUACCGCAGAUCCCGGCGGCGGUGUCGGCGCGAGCACAAUAAGUAUGAAGUACGGUGCAAAACACCUGGCCAGGCUGACGGUGCGUGAAAGCCCUCGCGAAGCGCGACAUGCGCUGCCGCACCACUCGUCGGAUGCCAUCUUGACGCUGUGUGCCGUCCAAACAUCCGCGUCUCCUUCCGCGUCGUGGUCAGAUGCGAUGGUGGGACACUCCUAUUUGUUGUCAGGCGCACGCGACGGAUCGCUUAUCCUCUGGAACAACGCGGAGUAG
Leptomonas pyrrhocoris is the source of this 6317-nucleotide messenger RNA. Its product is annotated as putative Protein kinase. Bases 276 to 6317 code for a protein of 2013 amino acids. Gene Ontology annotation, biological process: protein targeting to vacuole; macroautophagy; protein phosphorylation. The transcript has a single exon. Gene Ontology annotation, cellular component: nucleus-vacuole junction; late endosome; phosphatidylinositol 3-kinase complex, class III, type II. The record is from RefSeq and is a predicted model, not a curated record. Lineage: Eukaryota; Euglenozoa; Kinetoplastea; Trypanosomatida; Trypanosomatidae. Gene Ontology annotation, molecular function: ATP binding; protein binding; protein serine/threonine kinase activity.